AGUAUUAUUAUCUUACCAAGAAAAAGAGACAUGGAUGUUUGUCUUUGGCCUCAAGAGUCUAAAAGCUUCUUGAAAAUCAAGAAACAAUAAAGCCCCUUGGGGAUGAAGUUUUGAGCACCUUUUCCUCUUUCCUUUGCCCAAUGCCCACCCCCAAGUGGAAUCCCACUACACUACACUCUCUUCCUUCUGUUUCCCAUUUGAUCAUGAUGACUCCUCUCCUCUUCUUUUUCUCAUUACUUGAAAGUAAAGUAUGAUAGUCAUUACUUCAAAGUAAGGUAUGAUGUGAAGAUAUAAGUUAAUUCAUUUCCAAUUAUAAGCUGAUAGUUAACAAAGUUCCAAUAGUCAUGGCAACUCUACACAAACUGAUAGUUGAAGUUGUCGACGCUCGCAAUCUGUCGCCGAAAGACGGCCGCGGCGCGUCUAGCCCCUACGUGGUGGUGGACUACCGCGGGCAGCGAAGGCGCACCCAAACCAAGCUCAGCGACUUGAAUCCUGUGUGGAACGAGUUGCUCGACUUCGAUCUCAGUAGGCCUUCUGACGUGUUUGGGGAUGUGCUUGAGCUGGAUGUAUACCAUGACAAGAAUUACGGCCCCACCACCAGAAAUAACUUUCUCGGCAGGAUCCGGUUGAGUUCCUCCCAGUUUGUGAAGAAAGGUGAGGAGGCCUUGAUUUAUUUCCCUUUGCAGAAGAAGAGCUGGUUCACGUGGAUUCGCGGCGACAUUGGGUUGAAGAUUUAUUAUGUGGAUGAGGUCGUGCCGCCUCCGUCUCCGCCGCCACCGCCGCCCAAAGCGGAGGAACCAAAGCCUGAAACAGCACAACCUCCGCAGUCAGAGGCGGUACCGCCACCAGAAUCCACCUCGCCCCAACCUACAGACCAGCCACCAGCUGAAGCGGCGCCACCAAAAGAAGCCGAACAAACACAGCCACCUGAACCCGAGAAGCCUGCCGAAGAGCCGCCGACUGAGGCUGCUCCGCCACCAAAGACCGAGGCUCCUGAAGUAGCAGAAUCGGGUCCCUCACCGCCACCUCCGCCACCACCAGCCACUGACGAUGCAAAUCAGGAUCAGGCAAACCCACCACCCCCACCAGUAGCACCUGAAGCUGCUCCCAUGCCCAUGCAACGUGAUCAUGAAAUUGAGGUAAUGGCACAUUCCAUAUCCAAAUCAAUGGCAGAUGUCAAAUUCCACCGAACCAACGGUCCACCACCAAUGCCGAGACCUCCGGUUGUGCCCGGUGGAGCACUCAAUUAUACGUCGCAGCUGGAGCCGACGGAAAGCAUGUCAAUGGACCGGCCUUCGUUUGAUCUGGUGGAGAAGAUGCACUACCUCUUCGUCCGAGUUGUGAAAGCGCGCUUCCUCCCAGCAAAUGGCAGCCCAAUUGUAAAAAUCUCCACCGCCAACUACCACAUCACAUCCAAGCCCGCCAGAAAAACCCACUGCUUCGAGUGGGACCAGACCUUUGCCUUCGCCCGCCAAUCCCCCGACCAGUCCGAUGCCUCCAUCCUCGAAGUCUCCGUCUGGGACCCACCCGUAUUCGACCCCACAACGGCCUACGAGGUGGCCUCCGGCCAUCAGUUCCUCGGCAGGAUCUGUUUCGACGUGAUGGAAAUACCCCUGAGUGACCCGCCGGACAGGCCCUUGGCCCCGCAGUGGUACAGGCUGGAGGGCGGUGGGGCCCGCAUCAACGGCGAUCUUAUGCUUGCCACGUGGAUGGGCACCCAGGCAGACGAUUCAUUCCCCGACGCGUGGAAGACCGACACGGCGAAAAAUCCAAACGCACGAGCCAAAGUGUACCAGUCUCCGAAGCUCUGGUAUCUCCGAGCCACCGUCCUCGAAGCGCAAGACGUUCUGCCCGUAACGGCGUCGUUGAAUUUGAAGGAAGCCACGUUCCAGGUCAAAGCCCAGCUCGGAUUCCAAUUCUUCAAGACCGAGUCUACCGUCACCCGAAACGGCGUGCCGUCUUGGAACCAAGACUUAAUAUUCGUAGCCGCCGAGCCGUUCAGCGACCACUUAAUUUUCACCGUGGAGAACCGGCUACCGAAGGGACCGGUCACCUUGGGCGUGCUGCGAAUUCCACUCAGCGCCGUCGAACGACGCGUGGACGAUCGCAAAGUGGCGUCGCGAUGGUUCAGCUUGGAAAAUCCAGACGGCGACGAGAAGAGGAUGUACAGAGGCAGAGUGCACUUGCGCCUUUGCUUCGACGGAGGGUAUCACGUGAUGGACGAGGCGGCGCACGUGUGCAGCGACUACCGCCCAACGGCGAGGCAGCUCUGGAAGCCACCGCUUGGCACGGUGGAGCUCGGAGUCAUCGGAUGCAAGAACUUGAUACCUGUGAAGACGGUCAACGGUAAAGGAUGCACGGACGCCUACUGUGUGGCCAAGUAUGGACCAAAAUGGGUACGCACGCGUACCGUAUGUGAUAGUUUGGAGCCCAAGUGGAACGAGCAGUACACGUUUAAGGUCUACGAUCCGUGUACGGUGCUGAGCAUUGGCGUUUUUGACAAUUCCGGAUCGGGUUUCGAAAUCGAGGGCUCGAAAGACGCCACGCGUCCUGACUUCCGUAUCGGGAAGCUACGGGUGCGUAUAUCUACGUUGACUACGGGUAAAGUGUAUAAGAAUACGUAUCCGCUGCUGGUUUUAUCACCCACUGGCUUGAAAAAAAUGGGUGAGGUGGAGAUCGCGGUACGCUUCGUUCGCGUGAGCCCGACCUUGGAUUUGGUCCAUGUGUACUCGCAGCCAUCGCUGCCGUUGAUGCAUCACAUAAAGCCGCUGGGGCCGGUCCAACAAGAUGUGUUGAGGAGAGCGGCGGUGAAGAUCGUGGCCUCCCACUUGUCGCGAUCUGAACCGCCGCUGGGGCGGGAUGUCGUGCUUUACAUGCUGGACGCGGAUUCACAAGGCUUUAGUAUGAGGAAAGUGCGCGCCAAUUAUUUCCGCAUCAUCAAUGUCGUUGCCGGGGUGAUGGAUGUCGUUGGGUGGAUAAACGACACGCGUUCGUGGAAGAAUCCAAUGGCCACGAUUCUCGUACACGCUUUGCUGGCGCUGCUUGUGUGGUUCCCGGAUCUGAUAGUCCCCACUCUAGCGUUUUAUGUGUUCGUUAUUGGUGCUUGGAACUAUAGGUUCCGCUCCCGGGCCCCACUUCAGCACUUUGACCCGAAGCUAUCAUUGGCGGAGAGCGUUGACCGUGAUGAGCUGGACGAGGAGUUUGAUUCGGUGCCGAGCACCAGAUCAUUCGAGGUGGUGCGGGCGAGGUACGAUAAGCUGCGGAUGCUCGGUGCACGUGUGCAGACGGUGUUGGGAGAUUUCGCGACGCAAGGGGAGCGGGUGCAGGCUUUGGUGACGUGGCGGGACCCACGUGCGACGGGGAUUUUUGUGGGGUUGUGCUUUGUUGUGGCAGUGAUACUGUACAUGGUGCCAUCGAAGAUGGUGGCUAUGGCGUUUGGGUUCUAUUAUCUGCGCCAUCCGAUCUUUCGUGAUCGGAUGCCGCCGCCGGCUUUGAACUUCAUCAGAAGGCUGCCUUCGCUGUCUGAUCGACUUUUGUAGGCGCAGAUGGAUGUUGGGCUAGCUAAGGUUGAUAAGGUUUUAAAUUUAUGAAGUUUUUUUUUUUUUUUUUUUUUUUUUUCUAGGUUUUGUUUGUAA
Prunus avium (sweet cherry) is the source of this 3635-nucleotide messenger RNA. Its product is annotated as multiple C2 domain and transmembrane region protein 16-like. The record is from RefSeq and is a predicted model, not a curated record. Lineage: Eukaryota; Viridiplantae; Streptophyta; Magnoliopsida; Rosales; Rosaceae.